This is a messenger RNA of Gloeophyllum trabeum ATCC 11539, 1566 nucleotides long. RefSeq lists its product as uncharacterized. Bases 1 to 1566 code for a protein of 521 amino acids. Lineage: Eukaryota; Fungi; Basidiomycota; Agaricomycetes; Gloeophyllales; Gloeophyllaceae. The transcript is spliced from 2 exons. The record is from RefSeq and is a predicted model, not a curated record.
AUGCCGCCCAUCUCUGCGUCCAAGUUGCCGCCGGAACUGCGCCGCAUGGUCUGCGAUGCGGCCGACUCCCGCGAGGAUCUUUAUUCCAUGGCAUUAACCUGCACAUCCUGGUCCGCUCCAGCACUGGAUGCCUUAUGGGCGUCCUUGCAUUAUAUCCGCCCUCUUCUCACGUUGGCCACGCUGCUAGGGUGGUCAGAAGAGGAUGAUACCGAUUCAGACGAGUCGGAAUCUUCCAGGAGUAGCACCCCCCAGAUCGACUGGACGCGUUUUGACUCCUACGCGAAUCGGGUCCGUACCCUAAGAUAUUCCUAUUUUUCUGGUGGGAAUGGCAACGUCGAUGUAUACGACGUGAUCGGCGACCUAUUUAGGGCCAGGCAAAGGCCACUGUUGCCCCUGCUGCGGGAGUUCCGGUGGGAGCACGUCCAUUCGAGCAGCACCCUCGAUGUAAGGCUACCUGGCGUCCUUGAGGCUUUCACCACUGGAUCUCUUCAGGCCGUGUCCGUUUCGACGUCGCUCAUGGCCGAGUAUGAGGAUAUCCCCCGCAUCAGCGACCGUAUAUUGGCUAGCCGCGAUAUAGCCCUCGGCAAUUGGUUCGCCACUCUUCCGCGAAGGUGUCCAGGACUGGUGAACUUCAGCCUCGGCGGAUAUGUUCCAGUCUUCUCCCUGGACUUUAUACGGGAAUUCCAAUCACUGGUCGUGCUUGAUCUCGGGGACCUGCACAUGUAUAACACCGGAUGGGUCAAGGCACGACGUCUGCGGUCGUUCGCGCAGCUCACCCAACUCAAGACGUUCGCUGUUAUAGCGUACAUUGAGCGGCCACAGGAUAUUGCAGGAGCCUGGUCCGCAUUCCCGAUCCUGGAGACUUUGCGAACGGAAAACACAAUGCCUGCCGUCGCUAACGAGAUAGUCAGAAGGAUUUCAUCCAAUCGGUUGAAAAACUUCUUCUACAAUCUAACAGAAGACCCUUUGGACCUCUACGACGUGCAGCUGCUCUUCGGCUCGCUGGCACGGUUUUCAUCGUCCCUCACGACCUUGCGCAUUGAUAUCGAAUCGAUUUCAGACCCGGAGUCACCCGAUGGCGCUAGAUUUUCAGAAGUCAUCAGCCCCCUCCUCGUGCUGCCGAACAUUCAAGAGCUGAGGAUAUCACCAUUUUACCAGAAUCCCGACGACCUGCCGCCCUACAUGGCCGUCGAUGAGGAUCUUGAGCGCAUGGCGCGUGCUUGGCCGGCAUUGGCUGAAUUACAGCUGAACGUUCGAGUUGCAGACGGCGGAGUGACUUUCCAAAGUCUCGUUACCCUGGCUACCUGCAGUCCUCACCUUAAAUCACUAUACCUGUACUCAAUGAACGUCCCCGAGACACUCAACUUGAGGACAGCACCUCAAACAAGCCACCGGUUGGAGGUUCUCCAUUUGAGGAGCCCCACGUACCGCGAUGCCGAAGAGUUCGCAGGCGCUUUAUGGCGCCUCUUCCCGGGCCUGCAGACGGAAAAGAUGAGGGACAAAUUCCCUUCGGACGUUCUGGAGAGCUUGGAAGAGCUAGCGAUAGGGAGUCGGAUAGGCUGUUAA